Molecule: messenger RNA, 1300 nt
Organism: Megalobrama amblycephala (Wuchang bream)
Lineage: Eukaryota; Metazoa; Chordata; Actinopteri; Cypriniformes; Xenocyprididae
Product: natterin-3-like
Exons: 3
Coding region: 71-1204 (377 amino acids)
Source: RefSeq, a predicted model, not a curated record
AGAACAUCUCCAAAGUCUCAUCAACUCUACAUUUACAGGUGAUCGUUCACAGAUAUUGUGACGGACGGUGAUGAUGGGUUUCAGCGUGAUCAUCAUCUUUGCUCUGCUGCAGAUCCGUCUGCUGAAUGCUGGGGUGAAUCCAGAGGAUCUUUCUAACAUUGAAAGCACUGACUCUUCUAAUCACCAUCAGCGUCACGCUCGUGGAUUGUUCGGCAGUUCUUCAGCUGCAGAAGAUAAGGACCAGAUUGUUCUUGACUUCAACCAUAACUUGGAGUUUGUUGUAUCAAAAGAUCCACCUGAAGAUGUAGCUCCAGUUCCUCAUGGCAAUGAAGAUUAUUACAUUCUUGGAUUUGGGGGAUGUGAUAAGUUUACGUUAAAGGCAGUUAAAAGUACAGAAGCAUUGAGCCAAGCUGCUAAUAAUGAGGUACGUUCAUUUCUUGUGAAUAAAGAUCAAUUUGAAAAUUUGGAGUGGAAAAAAUGGUCAGACAUAAAGAAGAAACAGAUUCCUUUUUACUCAAUAAGGAUUUGUAAAAGUCACUACAUUGCUAUAGAUAAAAAUAGUAUCACUUUUAAGACUAAAGGCGAUUUAAAAAAAGAAACGCAAGUUCUCACUGUAAACUAUGACAUAACUGGGCAGCAUUUUCAAAUUUAUUAUUGUGAAAACCAGGGAGGGAAAAGUCCAGGCAAGUUAGAAGUGAUAAAACAGAUCAUAGCUGACAACAGGAACUGUGAUCCAGCCAAAUAUGUGGUGAAGUUGGAUGAAGGCAGCGACAAAACAAAAUCUUUUCUAAAGGGGAUCACGCAUACAGCCGGAGGGGCGUUAGAAGUAUCAGCCUCUGGUACAAUUGCAACUGUAGUCCAAAUGAGUGGAAAAAUAAGUGGAAAAUAUGACCAGAGUCGCUCGAAUUCUGAAACGAUAGCCAGUGUUAAUAAGGUCCUGCACUCGUUGAGUAUGGAGGUACAGGUUCCACCCAACCAUUCUUGCACCAUUGAUAUUUUAAGCAAAACCUCUAUGGUUCAAGUCCUGUGCUCCGGUGAGCUCAUCCGACAUUACAAGGACAAUGAAAUAGGCCAACGCAUUACCUCUGUUAAUGGCACCUAUGGUAAUCAGGAAGUAGCAGAACUCAAAACAUCUGUGAAUCUGUGCACACCAGUGAAAGAUGAGCCGAAAUGUCCAAAACCUGCUCAACCUCCGAAAAAAUAAAUGACAUGUUGCCAUGUGUGUGUUCAUAACAGAAUGUCAAAAAAAAAAUUGCUUGCUUUCAAAUGAUUUCAAGAAUUAAUUAAAUUGAAAUUUUGC